AUGUCUUCCUGGCUCCUUAAACUCGGCACUGCCUUUGCCCUGGCGCAGACCAUCUCGCGCCCACAUCUACAUCAAGAGCUUUUUGGCUGCCAGGGAAGCUCCAACCCUUUCAAGAAGAAGUGUGGCAAGAAUAAGGGUAUCGAGACCAAGGAAAUCUGUGAAACUGCCUCCGUCACCGUCAACUGGGACACCGGCGAUCUGCAAUUCAAGAAUGAUCACGGAGACCACGCCAACUGCACCCUGAGCACGACCAACCCGUGGGGCGAGUGCGAUACCAGCGAUGCGAACAAGUACCCCAAGAUCGCGGAUAACCACGCGGAAAGCCUCCUCAGUAUCAGCAGUGCGCUAUACGGGUUGGCACCCGUCGCCGCAGGACUAUUGAUCUAA
This is a messenger RNA of Aspergillus bombycis, 387 nucleotides long. RefSeq lists its product as uncharacterized. The record is from RefSeq and is a predicted model, not a curated record. The transcript has 2 exons. Bases 1 to 387 code for a protein of 128 amino acids. NCBI's taxonomy places the organism in Eukaryota, Fungi, Ascomycota, Eurotiomycetes, Eurotiales, Aspergillaceae.